CAUCUCUAGUAAUUGUGUGUUUGCAUUGAAAUAGUUUUGAAUUGUCCAUUUCAUUUAUAAAAUAAAUUUUGUUUUACUUGUUAUGAAAUGUCACAAACCGAAAUAUCAUGUGGUUUAGAUUACAUUACUACCCCAGACUUGCAAUCAUGUCUCACAGAAGCGCUUCAUUGCAAUUAUUCAUUCAUUGUUUCACCUAUAGUUCAUCCACGUUUUCGUAGACAACAUGUUAUGAAUGUCGGCAAAACCGGCGGAUUUACACGAUCGGAUAUGGUUUUGUCACCUCAAGACUGGACUACUAGACUGGUUGGGAAGCUUUCAUCCUAUCUAAAUGUUGAUUCAGCUUCGCCUAUUGUUCGUCAACGGCAUGAAGAUUGUUUAAAUGAAGAGCUAUCGUAUUGCCGGGGUCUGGGUGUACCGGCUAUAAUGCUAACUUUACAUGGACGGGAGACUAAUAACUUAGCAAGAAUACUACAAACCUAUUAUGAAACAAGCCAUCACAUUUCACUUAUCUGGGCACGGGUGCCAAUGGUAUGUAAUAAACUUUUACGAAACCAUGUUGAUGAAAAUGAGGAAAAUGAAGAGUCAUGGAAUGAAACUUGGUUUUGGUGGUCUAAGUUUCAUGAAAGAUUGGAAUGGGACAAACGUGUUGGUGUUGUACUAGAGCUGUCUGCUGAUCUGCCAUCAGAAGAUUUGUUGAAGAGAUGGCUUGGGGAACCAGUAAAAGCCAUUAUUGUACCUACUUCUAUAUUCCACAAUAACAAAAAAGGCUAUCCUGUAUUAUCACGGGCACACCAGCAGUUGGUGGUAAAUAUGGUGGAACAUGAAGCACAAGUUAUAGUAAGUGGUGCUAGAAGAUCUAACAUAGAAUUCUACUUGCAGUAUUUAUAUAGAUUAUGGAAGAGACGCCCCAACCCUGCUGAUGAUCCUAUGUUGAGUUAUGCUAGAGGGUGGGAAGAUUACCUCCAAACUCCAUUACAGCCACUUGCGGAUAAUCUAGAUACACAUACAUACAAUGUAUUUGAGAAGGAUCCUGUUAAGUAUGACCAGUACCAAAAAGCUAUAGCACUAGCUUUAAUUGAUCUCCAAAAAAAUAAUAUAAAGACAACUAAUAAAGAUACAUCCAUAUUAGAGGUUAUGACAGAAAAAAAGGAAAUAGCUCAAGGAGAUAGUAGCAGUGACACAAAUAAGGUUUUCACUGUUAUGGUAUUGGGUGCGGGCAGAGGACCAUUAGUACGUGCUACAUUAAAUGCAGCUGAUAUUACAAAUAGUAAAGUGAAGGUGAUAGCAGUGGAAAAGAAUCCUUGCGCCGUAGUGGUGUUGGCAGCUCAAGUACGCGAGGUGUGGCGGGAUCGUGAUGUUGUUGUUGUACCAGGCGACAUGAGACAAUUAAACCUGACGCCGAAGGCAGAUAUUAUUGUUUCUGAAUUACUAGGAUCUUGGGGUGAUAAUGAGCUCUCGCCAGAAUGUUUAGAUGGCGCUGCUGGUCUACUUAAACCUGGUGGCAUAUCAAUACCGUGUCAAUACAAGUCCCAUCUUGCACCAAUUUCAUCUCCACGAUUAUGGGCAGCGGCAAAGGCAGCUACAACUGGUACUGUCACAUCAAAAGACAAGAAUCUCGAAACACUGUGGGUAGUUUAUAUGCAGAAUAAGCAUGAUAUAGCCGAGACAAAGGAAGUUUUUAAUUUUGAACAUCCAGUGAAGGGUGUAAGGGACCAUAAUGGACAAGAAAUGUCUGAUUAUAGGGGAUUGCCACUAACAGAUAACAGAAGAUCAGCUACUAUAUCUUGGGAUGUUAGGCAAGACAAUGUCAUGCAUGGGUUUGGUGGUUAUUUCGAUUGUUUAUUGUAUGGCAAUGAAAGUAUAAGCAUAGUACCAUCUACACAUAGUCCAGGGAUGAUUUCUUGGUUUCCAAUUUUUAUACCAAUCAAGACACCAUUACGGGUGGAAAAAGGACAGGUGAUAACAGCAACUUUUUGGCGUUGCGUAGAUUCCCGAAGAGUGUGGUACGAAUGGAUAGUAGAAGUUGGCAAUCGGACAACGGUACUGCAUAAUUCCAAUGGACGAAGUUCAGAAAUGUUGUUAUGAUUCAAAUUAAAUAUAAACUUGGAAAUGUCGUAAUUCAUUAUACACCCCAAUUAAGAUAAUUAAUUAAAUAAAUAUUAAGGUUAAUACUAUAGUAAUAAUUUUUAGAAAUAGUUAAAAGUAAGUAAUAUU
This is a messenger RNA of Achroia grisella, 2214 nucleotides long. RefSeq names its product protein arginine N-methyltransferase 5 (gene csul). The coding region runs from base 88 to 2085 and encodes 665 amino acids. The transcript has 9 exons. NCBI's taxonomy places the organism in Eukaryota, Metazoa, Arthropoda, Insecta, Lepidoptera, Pyralidae. The record is from RefSeq and is a predicted model, not a curated record. Gene Ontology annotation, biological process: regulation of DNA-templated transcription; peptidyl-arginine N-methylation. Gene Ontology annotation, cellular component: cytosol; nucleus.